This is a messenger RNA of Eutrema salsugineum, 801 nucleotides long. RefSeq names its product death-associated inhibitor of apoptosis 1. The record is from RefSeq and is a predicted model, not a curated record. Lineage: Eukaryota; Viridiplantae; Streptophyta; Magnoliopsida; Brassicales; Brassicaceae. Bases 103 to 717 code for a protein of 204 amino acids. The transcript has a single exon.
CUUAUAUGGUGGAGGUUUCUUUCGAGUUACAUUCUUAUUUAUUUAUCUCGUAGUAUUUUUCUGUCAAAAAAAUUUCCUUGAGCGUCUGUAUCUGAGUCGAGAAUGAGUGAACUCGGUCUCGAUACCAGUCAGGCUACACCUCAGACAACGACAUUUCUCGAUUUGCUCCGGGGCCAGAUGGACGGCCUUGAUCGAACCAGGAGAAGAAAACGGACUCUCAAGGAACGGCUAGGAUUCAAAAAUAUCGGAUGCUGUGGGCCCACCUGGGGUCUCCGAUUAACCAAUAACACUCGCGCAAGAGAAGUAGACCAACCAUACGAAACCGGACUCGAUUCCGGUUCGGAUCAUGUGACGGGUCCGUUAAACUCCGGUAUGAACCUCGCGACGGCGUUAGCGGCGGAGAGACAUUACAGAAGAGACCCAACUGAGGAAGCAGCGUCUGGAAGUUUGACGCCGUUAAGGGUUUCGUUGAUGAGAUUGCUGGAGGAAACGGCGGAGAGAGUAGUCGGCGAAGGGAAGGAAACGGAGAGAUUAACGGCGUCGUCGGUUAGAGGUAAUGAUUCGGUGUGUUGCGUGUGCAUGGGAAGGAAGAAAGGCGCGGCGUUUAUCCCAUGUGGACACACUUUUUGCAGAGUCUGCUCUCGAGAGGUGUGGCUUAAUCGGGGAUCGUGUCCCCUCUGUAACUGUCCGAUCAUCGCGAUCCUUGACAUUUAUUGAAUCAUUUGAAUCCUACGGCUGGUAGAAGUCCGUUGCACGUGACUUGAGUGAUUGUGGUGCCUAGAGAUUCACGAGUGUUACAAU